GCCAACCAACUCGCAGGAAAACCCUCUCCGACGAACUCGAAACUCUUGCCUAACCACCACUGCCGCUCCAAAUAACCGCUUGCCCCUCCGAUGCCGGCAGUAAUGACCGGCGGCACAGGCGGCGGUGGCGGCCGGUCUCUCGAUUGCCGUAGCUUCUGGAAGGCCGGGGCGAACGAGGGCCCCUCCGCCCCCAUCCGCGAGUUCCACGAUGCGCUGGAGACAGGGGACUUCGAUCGUGCCCGCGUUCACCCCAAAUUCCUCCACACGAACGCGACCUCCCACAAGUGGGCGUUCGGAGGUAUAUCUGAACUCCUUGACAACGCGGUAGAUGAGAUUUGCAAUGGUGCCACAUUUGUAAAAGUGGAUAAAAGCAUCAGCCCAAAAGACAAUAGCCCAAUGCUGGUUUUUCAAGAUGAUGGAGGAGGAAUGGAUCCUGAAGGGGUGCGUCGAUGCAUGAGUCUAGGAUUCUCAACCAAGAAAUCAAAAACAACAAUUGGCCAGUAUGGGAAUGGCUUUAAGACAAGCACAAUGAGACUUGGUGCUGAUGCAAUUGUUUUUACUCGCGCAAUACGUGAAAGUAAUGUUACCUUGAGUAUUGGUUUGCUCUCUUACACUUUCCUGAGGAGAACAAUGAAGGAUGACAUAAUUGUCCCCAUGCUUGAUUUUCAAGUCCAAGAUGGCCACAUUGUACCUUUGGUUUAUGGUUCACAGGGUGAUUGGGAUAGUAGCUUGAAGAUAAUAAUUGAUUGGUCCCCUUUUUCUUCACAGGAAGAACUGCUACAGCAGUUUGAGGAUAUGGAAACUCAUGGAACUAAGGUGGCGAUAUACAAUUUAUGGAUGAAUGACGAUGGCCUUUUAGAACUCGACUUUGAGGACGACGAUGAGGACAUAUUACUUCGGGAUCAAGGUCAAACCAGUGGGGGAUCAACAAGGAUCCAAAAAGAAAUUGUUGAGCAACAUAUAUCCCACAGGCUCAGAUUUUCAUUGCGAGCGUAUAUUUCCAUCCUUUACCUCAGGAAGUUUGAAAACUUCCAAAUUAUACUGAGAGGAAAACCCGUUGAACAGAUAAGCAUAGCUAAUGAGCUGAAGUUUAAGAAAGUAGUUACUUACAAACCUCAAGUUGCACAUGAUUCUCAAGCGGUCUCAGUGAAGGUAGAUAUUGGCUUUGCAAAGGAGGCACCUGUUUUGGGCAUUUUUGGGAUGAAUGUCUACCAUAAAAAUCGACUAAUCAUGCCAUUCUGGAAGGUCCUUCAGGAAGGAUCUAGUAGAGGGAGGAGUGUUAUAGGUGUACUUGAGGCAAAUUUUAUUGAGCCGGCACAUGACAAGCAAGAUUUCGAGAGGACUCCACUAUUCAUUCGGCUAGAAACAAAAUUAAGACAAAUUAUUAUUGAAUAUUGGAAAGAGAAGUGUCAUCUAAUAGGUUACCAGCCAACUGAUCCUAAAUUAAGAACCCAGUAUAAGGCCGCUCUUAAAGAUUCAGGUGAUGGAGCUAGGAUUCAGCAGAAAGCUUCAACCACUCGGAAGGCUGGAGGGCAUCUCUCUAAUUUGCUGCCGGAUACAUAUGAUGAUGUAGCUGUUGUUAGACUGACAGCUAAUGGGGCAGGUUCUGGUUUACAAUCAUCUGGUCUAGCCCUCCAAAACAAUAUGGAAUCAGCAGGCUUGGAAGAGGAUCUAGAUAUUGGCUCUCAUGGCGUUCUUGAUCCCAAUUUCAAUGAGAGGUUGAGUGAAGAAAACCUGGCUCUCUUUACAAGGCGUGAAGAUCUUCGGCAACGUGAUACACAGUUAAAGCAAACGAUUGGGGAGCUGGAGCAUCAGCUAGAGGAAACAAAAAGGAAGUGCUCUCAGCUUGCUGCUGAGCUUCAGAAACGGAAGAGCCAGCAACAACUGCCGUACAUGUGAAGGUUAGUCGGCUACUUCUGACUGACAUAAUUUUUUCUUUCUGAGCUGGACUUCCAAGCUCAGUACUGCUCAAAUGGAAACUGUUCCACUACAACUCGUGCUUUAUGUAUUGGUAUGGAUGAUGAGAUUACAUAUGACCAGACUAGUGUCGUGUCCGUGUGUUGUGUUGCUGUGGAUAUUUUUUUUGCAAAUGUUAAUAAUAUCCGUAAAUGCGGUCAUCUCCCUUACGAAUAGAA
This is a messenger RNA of Brachypodium distachyon (stiff brome), 2135 nucleotides long. Its product is annotated as protein MICRORCHIDIA 1. The record is from RefSeq and is a predicted model, not a curated record. Bases 91 to 1899 code for a protein of 602 amino acids. The transcript is spliced from 19 exons. Gene Ontology annotation, cellular component: nucleus. Gene Ontology annotation, molecular function: ATP hydrolysis activity. Lineage: Eukaryota; Viridiplantae; Streptophyta; Magnoliopsida; Poales; Poaceae.